This is a messenger RNA of Dictyostelium purpureum, 924 nucleotides long. RefSeq lists its product as uncharacterized. The coding region runs from base 1 to 924 and encodes 307 amino acids. Lineage: Eukaryota; Evosea; Eumycetozoa; Dictyosteliales; Dictyosteliaceae. The transcript is spliced from 2 exons. The record is from RefSeq and is a predicted model, not a curated record. Gene Ontology annotation, cellular component: nucleus; site of double-strand break; Smc5-Smc6 complex. Gene Ontology annotation, molecular function: single-stranded DNA binding; ATP hydrolysis activity; damaged DNA binding. Gene Ontology annotation, biological process: double-strand break repair via homologous recombination.
AUGAUAGAAUCAACUCAGAAUAAUGAAAGACCUAUAAAACACCAAAAGAUAGUUAAAGAGUCGGAUGACGAAGAAGAGAUAAUCAGUAAAAAAAGAACAACUACAACCUCAACAAAUCGAAAGGGACCAAUAGUUAAGGAGUCAGAGGAUGAAGAGUCAGGUUCAGAUUCAGAGUCAGAAUCAGGUUCGGAAUCAGGUUCAGGUUCAGAAUCAGAAUCAGAAUCAGAUUCAGGUUCAGAUUCAGAUGAUAGCGAUGCUGAAAAUACUAAAAUUCGGGAAGAGGCAGAAUUAAGGAAACUAUCAACUGAUCCUGAAGCAGGUAUUAUUGAGUCGAUAACAUUAGAAAAUUUUAUGUGCCAUCGUCACUUUCAUAUUUCAUUUGGGUCAAAUGUUAAUUUUAUUUCCGGUGAAAACGGUAGUGGUAAAAGUGCUGUUAUGAUUGCUUUAAUCAUUGCCUUGGGUGCCAAGGCAAGUUUUACAAAUAGAGGUAGUAAAAUUACUGAUUUAAUUAGAACUGACACAAAUCAUUCUCUUAUUAAAGUAGUAUUAAGAAAUAGGGGCCCAGAGGCAUAUCAACCAGAAAAGUAUGGUAAUUCAAUUGUUAUUGAAAGAAGAAUUAAUAGAAAUGGUGGCAGUGGUUAUAAAAUUAAAGAUCAUACCGGUAAAGUUACAAUUUCAGAAAAGUUUACAGAACUCUCAUUAAUUCUUGAGCAGUUUAAUAUUCAAAUUGAUAAUCCAAUGUCGAUUCUUACACAAGAUACCAGUAGACAAUUUUUAAAUUCAGCAACUGCUUCAGAAAAAUAUAAACUUUUCCUUACAGCCACACAAUUAGAUAAAAUGACAAAAGAUUAUACAGCAACUAAAGAAAAUAUUGAUAGAAUUAAUAAUCAUAUUAUAGCCAAAGCUCAAGUAUGUAGUAAAUAA